Messenger RNA from Necator americanus (New World hookworm), 702 nucleotides. RefSeq lists its product as uncharacterized. The coding region runs from base 1 to 702 and encodes 233 amino acids. The transcript has a single exon. The record is from RefSeq and is a predicted model, not a curated record. Lineage: Eukaryota; Metazoa; Nematoda; Chromadorea; Rhabditida; Ancylostomatidae.
AUGCUCAACGAAUUGAAUGAAGCAGGGAAGAGAAUAGGGCUACGAAUAAACAGAAAGAAGAUACAGUUCAUGAAGAAAGCCCACUGCGAGGACGGAGGAGUACAACUUGAAGGCUCCCAAAACGUGGAAACUCCGUCAUACGUAUACCUCGGACGUUCUAUGAACAUGGAAAACGACAUGAAGGAAGAACUGAAUAGAAGAAUGAGAGCAGCAUGGGCAGCAUUCGCAGCCGUCAGGGAAGCUACGGACCAACUGACGGACCAAGAUCUUCGUGCCCAUCUGUUCGACUCGACAGUCCUUCCAGCGCUCUGUUACGCAGCCGAGACGUGGGCAGACACCGCGGCCACGUCUAGGAAGCUACUUACUACCCACAGAGCCCUUGAGAGAUGUCUCCUGAAGUUUAACCGGCGCACACAACACCUUGCCGGUCUUCGUAGCUCCGACUUAAGAGGAAUGUCCCGUCUUCGCGACCCAGCGGAAUAUGUAUCGAAAGCAAAACAUAGAUGGGCCGGUCACAUCAUGAGAAGAAUCGACGAUAGAUGGACUAAAAGAACGCUAGAGUGGAUCCCAAGCGACGCUAAACGCCCCCGAGGGAGACCGCCAACGAGAUGGGGUUACGUGUUCGCUGCACGGAUGGACCAGCUGAGAGCUCAGCUGGAUACGGCUCAAGGACCUCGUCAACGUCACUCACGAAGCUUGUGA